AUGAAGGCAAUCCACAUAGACCAAUUCGUCUCGAGCGUCGCAGAUCUUGCGUCAUCUACCAUCCCAUCCCCAACUCCCAAAUCACCCCAAGAUCUCCACAUCAAAAUCACCCACGCAGCCAUCACACACGUCGACCUCCUCUACGCUCAAGGCCUGCAUCAAAACAAUCGUAGACACGUUCAACCCCCCUUCACCCUCGGCACAGAGUUUUCGGGAAUCGUGACCCGUAGCCCAGAAACCUCUUCUUUCAAACCCGGUACCCGUGUUUUCGGCGGUGGUCUAGGUACUUACGCAGAGGAGAUAUGCGUUCCUGAACAUGCCAUUCGCCGUGUACCAUGUCAAUGGACGAACGCUGAAGCGUGUGCGGUAGGUGCCAGCGGCGCGGUUAGCUACGGUGCUCUACUCUCUGUUGCGCAACUCGAAGCCGGAGAGACGGUACUUGUGCUCGGUGCUAGUGGUGGGUUAGGUGUCAUGGCUGUACAGAUUGCGAAAGCGGUUGGCUGUAAGGUUAUCGCAGUUGUUGGUGGGAAAGAGAAAGCUGAGGUUGUUAGAGGAAUUGGCGCGGACGUUAUCGUGGAUUAUCGGGAUGAAGGGUGGGAAAAUACGGUUAAAAAGGCGAGUGAGGGUGGAGAGGGGUGGAUGUUGUGUAUGAUGGCAUUGGGGCUGUGGAGAGUGGAAUUAGGUGUCUGA
Messenger RNA from Alternaria atra, 690 nucleotides. RefSeq lists its product as uncharacterized. The record is from RefSeq and is a predicted model, not a curated record. Bases 1 to 690 code for a protein of 229 amino acids. Gene Ontology annotation, molecular function: oxidoreductase activity; zinc ion binding. Lineage: Eukaryota; Fungi; Ascomycota; Dothideomycetes; Pleosporales; Pleosporaceae. The transcript is spliced from 2 exons. Gene Ontology annotation, cellular component: mitochondrion.